UUGUUGGAGCGUAUGUUGAAGUCUCAACGUGUCACAGUAGGUGAUAUAGAAGAGAUUGAACAGAUGACCAAAAAACAAAAGGAUAUCACAGGUGAAAAUUUAGACAUGCCUGAAAUGAGCAUAGUUGAAAUAGAAGCAGUAGAGAACCUAGUUAAGGAUAUAGGUUCUGAACUUAAACUACUACAGGGAUUCCUACAGGAUAUGGACAACAAGAAAGCCAAGUUAGCACAGGUUCUCUCGAAGGCGGAGAAUCUUCGUAAACGAUCUCAAAGUGAUGACGAGAAACGCACAUUAAGAGAAAAGGCUGACAAGUUACAGGAACACUGGGAUCAAGCUGUAUUAAAGGCACAUCAGAGACAGACAGAGUUAGAUGAUAUGUUACUAGAAUGUCACCAAUUUGAUGCAAUGUAUGCCGAGUUUGACCGCUGGUUAGUGACCGUAGAGGAAGAACUCAGUACCGAUACUCCAGCCAACCUUAACACACGAAGACUCAACAAACAAAACAAGACAUUACAAGCUGAGGUUGAGGACUGGCAGGUUAAAGCUGAUAAUUUGAAACAACUUGCCAACAAGCUGAUAGAGGAGUAUAGAGAAGAUGACACCAGUCUUAUAAAACUACAACUAGAGAAAAUCAUGAACAGAUGGUCUGCUCUACUUAAUAGACUGGCGAACAAUUUGAAGGCAGCAGAAAAGACGGUACAGACACCAGAACAAUUUUACCUGGCGCUGGAAGAAUUCUUUAACUGGAUGGAGGGUACUGACAACAGUUUCACGAGACUGUCGGACGAGACUUGCAAGACGGAAGUUAUACAGAAUAAAGACCUUUGUAAUCUCUACCUUGAAGAGUUUCGGGUAAGUGGACCUUUAACUUUAGUACUGUUAUUUUCCUUACUUAUCAUGAAUGUGGAAGUUUUUCCAUGGCUUCUGGUCAAAUUUGAGCAUGAUAUUGGAUAA
Messenger RNA from Ruditapes philippinarum (Manila clam), 954 nucleotides. RefSeq names its product dystrophin-like. Gene Ontology annotation, molecular function: protein binding. The record is from RefSeq and is a predicted model, not a curated record. Gene Ontology annotation, cellular component: plasma membrane. NCBI's taxonomy places the organism in Eukaryota, Metazoa, Mollusca, Bivalvia, Venerida, Veneridae. Gene Ontology annotation, biological process: synaptic signaling.